This is a messenger RNA of Aspergillus puulaauensis, 1185 nucleotides long. It is a transcript of the gene PEP2, whose product is annotated as pepsin-like aspartic protease. Bases 1 to 1185 code for a protein of 394 amino acids. Gene Ontology annotation, molecular function: aspartic-type endopeptidase activity. Lineage: Eukaryota; Fungi; Ascomycota; Eurotiomycetes; Eurotiales; Aspergillaceae. Gene Ontology annotation, biological process: proteolysis. The record is from RefSeq and is a predicted model, not a curated record. Gene Ontology annotation, cellular component: fungal-type vacuole. The transcript has 4 exons.
AUGAAGACCUCCCUGCUCGCAGCUUCGGUGCUGCUGGGCUGUGCCUCCGCCGAGGUCCACAAGCUUAAGCUCAACAAGGUUCCCUUGACCGAACAAUUUAUCACUCGCAACAUCGCCGACCACGCAAAUGCCCUGGGCCAGAAGUACAUGGGCCAGUUCGGACAGCAAACACUUCAGGAUGAGCCCGUUAACGCCAUGGGCCGCCACGAUGUUUUGGUUGACAACUUCUUGAAUGCGCAAUACUUCUCUGAGAUCGAGCUCGGUACCCCUCCUCAGACCUUCAAAGUCGUCCUCGACACUGGUAGUUCCAACCUGUGGGUUCCAUCGUCGGAGUGCGGCUCCAUCGCUUGCUACCUCCACGAGAAGUAUGACUCUUCUGCUUCGUCCACAUACAAGCAGAACGGCAGCGAAUUCGCCAUCCAGUAUGGCUCCGGCAGCCUGAGUGGAUUCGUGUCUCAAGACAACCUUAAGAUCGGUGACCUGAAAGUCAAGGGCCAGGAUUUUGCCGAGGCCACCAGCGAGCCUGGUCUGGCCUUUGCCUUCGGCCGCUUCGAUGGAAUCCUCGGUCUUGGAUUCGAUGCCAUCUCUGUCAACAAGAUUGUUCCCCCCUUCUACCAGAUGAUUAACCAGGGUCUUCUCGACGAGCCAGUCUUUGCUUUCUACCUUGGUGAUGCCAACAAGGAGGGCGACAGCUCCGUCGCUACAUUCGGUGGCAUCGACAAAGACCACUACGAGGGUGAGCUAAUUAACAUCCCUCUUCGCCGCAAGGCCUACUGGGAGGUUGACCUUGACGCCAUUGCUCUUGGCGACGAUGUUGCUGAGCUGGACAACACUGGUGUCAUCCUCGACACCGGCACUUCUCUGAUUGCUCUGCCUUCCAACCUGGCUGAGAUGAUUAACGCCCAGAUCGGUGCUAAGAAGGGCUUCACUGGCCAGUACAGCGUCGAGUGCGACAAGCGCGACUCUCUUCCUGACCUUACUUUCACUUUGACUGGCCACAACUUCACCAUCGGCCCUUAUGACUACACCCUCGAGGUCCAGGGAUCUUGCAUCAGUGCCUUCAUGGGCAUGGACUUCCCCGAGCCCGUUGGCCCUCUGGCUAUUCUCGGUGAUGCUUUCCUGCGCAAGUGGUACAGCGUUUAUGACCUCGGUAACAGCGCCGUUGGUCUUGCCAAGGCCAAGUGA